AUGGCUCCCAUCAAGGUUGGUAUCAAUGGCUUCGGUCGCAUUGGUCGCAUGGUGUUCCAGGCCAUCUGCGACCAGGACCUUAUUGGUAAAGAAAUCGAAGUCGUCGCCGUGGUUGACAUGAGCACGAAUGCCGACUACUUCGCGUACCAGAUGAAGCACGAUACGGUGCACGGCCGCCCAAAGUAUACGGUUGAGUCUAUGAAGAGCAGCCCAUCCGUGAAGACGCCGGACGUGCUUGUGGUGAAUGGCUACCACAUCAAGUGCGUGAAGGCGCAGCGCAACCCCGCGGACCUGCCGUGGGGCAAGCUUGGCGUCGACUAUGUGAUUGAGUCGACUGGCCUGUUCACAGACAAGUUGAAGGCUGAGGGCCAUCUCAAGGGCGGCGCGAAGAAGGUCGUGAUCAGCGCGCCGGCGUCCGGUGGUGUCAAGACGAUCGUGAUGGGCGUGAACCAGCACGAGUACUCGCCGACGUCGCACCAUGUGGUGUCGAAUGCGUCGUGCACGACUAACUGCUUGGCCCCCAUCGUGCACGUGCUGACAAAGGAGGGCUUUGGUAUUGAGACUGGCCUGAUGACCACUAUCCACUCCUACACGGCGGCGCAGAAGACGGUGGAUGGCGUGUCAAUGAAGGACUGGCGCGGUGGCCGCGCGGCGGCUGUAAACAUAAUCCCCAGCACCACCGGGGCCGCCAAGGCCGUGGGCAUGGUGAUUCCGUCUACCAAGGGAAAGCUGACCGGCAUGUCCUUCCGUGUGCCGACGCCAGACGUGUCUGUCGUGGACCUGACAUUUCGCUCGACGCGCGACACAUCGAUCAAGGAGAUCGACGCUGCCAUCAAGAAUGCUUCGCAGGGGUACAUGAAGGGCAUCCUCGGCUUUACCGAGGACGAGCUUGUGAGCACCGACUUCAUCAACGACAACCGAAGCUCCAUUUACGACUCCAAGGCGACGCUGCAGAACAACUUGCCUGGUGAGAAGCGCUUCUUCAAGAUCGUGUCGUGGUACGACAACGAAUGGGGCUACUCGCACCGUGUGGUGGAUUUGCUGCGCUACAUGGCCUCCAAGGAUGCUGCGAACUCUAAGAUGUAG
Molecule: messenger RNA, 1086 nt
Organism: Leishmania braziliensis MHOM/BR/75/M2904
Lineage: Eukaryota; Euglenozoa; Kinetoplastea; Trypanosomatida; Trypanosomatidae
Product: glyceraldehyde 3-phosphate dehydrogenase,glycosomal
Exons: 1
Coding region: 1-1086 (361 amino acids)
Biological process (GO): glucose metabolic process
Molecular function (GO): oxidoreductase activity, acting on the aldehyde or oxo group of donors, NAD or NADP as acceptor; NAD binding; NADP binding
Source: RefSeq, a predicted model, not a curated record